UAAGGCUGCGCGCACUCCCGCGUCUGUGAUUCGGCUGAAGAAAGAUAAACCGAGGUCCACGUGACAAUUUUAUAAAGAUGGAGUUUAUUAAAGAGGAGAGAGAAGAAAUGAAGAUUGAAGAAACAUUCAGAGUCAAACAUGAAGAGACUGAGACACACAAUAAUAUAAAGAUGGCGUUUAUUAAAGAGGAGAGAGAAGAUGUGAAGAUUGAAGAAACAUUCAGAGUCAAACAUGAAGAUACUGAGGAACAAACAGACCUGAUGGCACUGAAAGAGGAGAGUCAAGGACUGAAUGAAACAGAAGAGAAAGAACAAAAUGAGAAACAUCAUGAUUUCAAAACUGAAGAAAAAUCAAUUAGUUGUUCACAGACUGAAAAGACUCAGAAAAUACAAACUAAAACCCUUAAUUCCAACAUAAUUCACACUGGAGAGAAAUCUUACACCUGCAAACUGUGUGGAAAGAGAUUUACACAACAAAAUACCCUUAAUGUCCACAUGAGAAUUCACACUGGAGAGAAACCUUACACCUGCAAACUGUGUGGAAAGUGUUUUACACAGAAAAAUACCCUUAAAGUCCACAAGAGAAUUCACAGUGAAGAGAGACCAUUCAUAUGCCCUCAUUGUGGAAAGAGAUUUAAACAGAAAAAUACCCUUAAUGUCCACAUGAGAAUUCACACUGGAGAGAAACCUUACACCUGUGAGCUGUGUGGAAAGUGUUUUACUCUGAAAAAUACCCUUAAUGACCACAUGAGUAUUCACACUGGAAAGAAACCUUACACUUGCAAAGUGUGUGGAAAAUGUUUUACACAGAAAAAAACCCUUAAUGUCCACAUGAGUAUUCACACUGGAGAAAAACCUUUUAUCUGCAAACUCUGUGGAAAGAAUUUCUCACAUAACAUAUACCUAAAGAAUCACAUGAGGAUUCACAACUAGAGAGAAUCCGUUCACAUGUGGUCAGUGUGGAAAGAGUUUCAGAUAUAAAGAAAGCCUUAAUAAUCACAUGAAGUUUCAUUCAAGAAAGAACAGUUUUAAAUGUCAUCAGUGUGAAAUGAGUUUCACAGAGAGGGAACAUCUUAAGAAUCAUGUUAAAAUUCACGUCUGAGAAAAGCCUUCCAUGUUCCAUCUCUGUGGAAAGAGAACUUUGCUCAACAGGAGGACACCUCGAGAAACACUUGAGAAUUCGUCUGGUCUCCAUGUUUGGAAACCUAUAGUCCCAGUCAAAAUCAGUCAGUCCAGUAUGGGAUGACAAUAGCAAAGAAAAUACUAUUUUGAAGAUGUGGAAGAAAGUUUGUACACAAAUUUGAGAUGUGGCUAACAGAGUUUAGCAGUGUGCUACAUAUGGAGAAAUUCUGAUGUGAAAUUGUAAACCGAAGAGAUUCUUACAGAUAUGGAAACUCUUUUAAAUAUCUUGAAGGUGAUAACUGAUUAUUAAUUUCAACACUUUAGACCAGGGAUAGGCAACGAUGGUUCUGGGUACCACUGUCCUGCAGAUUUUAGCUCCAACCCUAAUCAAACAAACCUGAACAAGCUAAUAAAAGUCUUACAAUUACAAGGGCUACAGGCAGGUGUUGAUUUUUUCAAGGUUUGAGCUAAACUCUGCAGGACAUCGUCACUCCAGGACUACGUUGCCUAUCCCUGAUCUGGACAUAUUCUCUGUGUGGUGUGACAGAGUAUGUCUAGUAAGGUUAUCAUGCAGCUAUUGAAUAAUUGGAUAAUAUUUUGUACUGGAAUUUUAUUUUAAAUAGCCCCCCUCCCAAUUUUAGAAAACAUUUGGGGCAUCAUAAAGAAGAAGAUGUGACAAAGAAGACCUAAGAGAGUUGACAUCCAAAGCAAUUUGACCAAUAACAUGCAGGUAUUGUUCAUAAUUGAACAAUUUUGGGGCUGCGCGUGAGAAGGUGAGAACUACAAGGAACGAUCAAAGCGGUGCAAACGUGUUUGUUCGGUCGAUUGACUUGAAUCGUUGCUGCACACCAAUCAAAAAAAGACACCAAAGUAGGAUCGAGAGAGUAAAUCCGGUGUAUUCUCCAAGUUCCUGUUUUCCUUGUCAUCCAGUUGUCAUCGUGUGUAUAAGUGCUCCAUGUGUGGUUGUAGAUCCAUGUAGCUUCACUUUUCUGUUGAAUCUCCAUCUUACUAUCACUCUCUGUUGUCUAAAGUGAUCAAAUAUAAACUUAAUUCCCACCAUAUAUUCGAUAUUAUCUAUCAAACUAAUCUGACCAUUCACUUUUAACUUUACAUUGCAAAUGCUUUGCGCAUACACCGCGUUAGCAUUCGUUAGCUUGUCAUUCACAUUUCCAGUCGCGCUUAAAAAGUGCUGGCUAAUGCUAAACAUAAAUACAGUAAGUUAUUCACUAAUAAUGUUCGAAUUUUCCCCAGUCACAGAUCACUAAAAAUAACAUUAAACUGUUAACCUGCACCCCAACGCGGGCGUCCUCAAUGCCCCUCAACUCGCAGGUGUCAGUGUUUAUGAAUAGAUUAAAUGAAACGGGAAAAAUUUAGUCCAAUGAAGCAAUAACGUUGUAAUAUGCAUCAUAAUUCCUUUGUUUACGUUUCAGUUCUUCAGCAUCAGAACUGUUUGCGUCCGUUAUGGAAUAACUCACGGACGGAAACUGCGUCUUGGUAGUAAAAACACGGCAUGGUUUUGCAGCGUUCAGUGUCACAAACAGAAUGAGAUGAUCCACCGAAAAAAAAUAAUGAAUGAAAGAUAGGCGAAAGAUAGUUUAUUUGAAUUUUGGCGCUCCCUCGUGACGCGCUCUGGCGCACCUGUCAGCUGAUGGAGGUGGAACUUAUAGCAAUUGCCUUUGUCUUUGUUUCUUUUAUUUUUCAACAGUUGUUGAGAGAGUGUGUUUUAUGUUGAAUGUGAAUGUAUCUGCAUGAUUACCAUCUGUUUGAGUGAAAAUCAGCCCAAAUCAGCUCGCUAUUACUGUAUGCUCACGGCUAUCAAAGUGAACGCGUCUAUAUGAAUAGAGAGAGUGGAUUAUUUACUUUAUGGCACAUUUGUGUUAUUACCAUCUAUAUUACCAUCAAGUGGCCAUCAGCACAUCAGCCCUUAUUUUCAUUGUAAUUUAUUGUAAAUGCUGAAUUUCUAGCAAUCUCAGGAUGUUCUGUAAUUGGCAAAUAAAGGUAAAUCUUUUUUAUUAUUAUUAUUUUUACUCAAGUUAUUGUUAUUGUAUUUUUCUAGUGCUCAAAUGAAUCACUUAUAUGAUGUCUAAGUUUCUGUCUAGUGUUUUAUAAUUGAAAAAAAAAAACUAUGCAGUGGUAUGUUUAAUGAGUAAAUAGUUUGUAGAAGCCUUCAAUACUAUUGGUAAAUAUUUUUAUAUUUGGGGGGUGGGGGGUCUAGACAUAGUCUCAUAAAAAUAUCUAAUUCAGAUUUGAAAUCUAAAGUCAUGAGACGUGAUUUUCAACCCAUUAAUUUUCUAGAUUGCUCCAGGACUCAUUUCAUGUAUUUUCAUAUCAAAUAAAAAAAUAAAGUGUGGUAAAAAACAAAAAAAAAAAUUCAAGGCACUUCAGUGUCUAUAGACGGUUUCUUUGAACACAUGCGCGUUACCAUGGUCACGCAUCUGGACCUAAGUUAAUUUCCGGUCUGUGUUUGUUUAU
This is a messenger RNA of Carassius gibelio (silver crucian carp), 3593 nucleotides long. Its product is annotated as gastrula zinc finger protein XlCGF7.1-like. Lineage: Eukaryota; Metazoa; Chordata; Actinopteri; Cypriniformes; Cyprinidae. Gene Ontology annotation, biological process: regulation of transcription by RNA polymerase II. Bases 78 to 932 code for a protein of 284 amino acids. The record is from RefSeq and is a predicted model, not a curated record. Gene Ontology annotation, molecular function: DNA-binding transcription factor activity, RNA polymerase II-specific; RNA polymerase II cis-regulatory region sequence-specific DNA binding. The transcript is spliced from 3 exons.